Solea senegalensis (Senegalese sole) is the source of this 5710-nucleotide messenger RNA. Its product is annotated as leucine-rich repeat and fibronectin type-III domain-containing protein 4. The transcript is spliced from 7 exons. The record is from RefSeq and is a predicted model, not a curated record. Gene Ontology annotation, molecular function: protein binding. NCBI's taxonomy places the organism in Eukaryota, Metazoa, Chordata, Actinopteri, Pleuronectiformes, Soleidae. Bases 543 to 3689 code for a protein of 1048 amino acids.
AAAAAGUGGGGUGGGGAGGUGAGGAUCGUCGACUUCUCCAGGAUUCUUAUACUCCCUCGACUUUUCUGCUUGACAUAUAGAGAGACCCUGAAUCACAUCACAAAAGCAAUGAAUAGGAUUUAAAGCAAAAUGGAUUCUUGGAUCAUUUUCUAACCAAAGUCUCUAUUUUGGAAUAUCGGCACCAGGAUUGAGUGAGUAAUUCCGGAUUUUCAACGGUUUCUUCACCUAUAGAAGCCUAAGAGGAUACUGGCGGAUUUACAUUUUUGUGACUCUGUUUUUCUGACCUACAUCUGCCUCCUUUUGAUGUAUGUGGGGAUAUAUGUGUGCGUGUGCAUGGAGGAGAAGUUUUAGCACUAACACACACUGACUGCCCCACUCCACCCCGCUGGCCCAAAACGAGGAUAAAACACCUGGGGCAAGAGCUGUAAUAAAGACACACAAAUACACACACACGCGCGCACACACUGGAUAACAUGUGGAGCUGAUUUGGAUUAUAGAGCCACACAGACGGAAAAGGUCUGUGGAUAGUCAGGCGUUCUACCAUGCCUGUCCCCCCACCCCUCAACCCCUGCAGACAAAAACACCUGCCCCACUCGCACAGCUACCGUGAACAAAGGGCAGAAGGAUCCACCAUUUCCUCACUUUUCCCUCCAUUCACCCUCUCUUUUCUCCCCCCUCUCCUCAUCUCAUCUUUGCCCUCUUCAUCCCAUCUUGUCCACUGCGCCUGCCCCAGGGCUACGAAAAGGACCCUCCUAGGCUCUGUCCCUUUCCCAGCUUUUCACUGGCUAACUCUAGUCACAUGCUGCCUGCUGCCAUCUCUAAUUGGAGCAGGGGAGACGUGGGGCGUGGUCUCAGCCUGUCCCUUUCACUGCGUGUGUCGAAACCUUUCGGAGUCGCUGAGCACACUCUGUGCCGACAAGGGCCUCCUGUUUGUCCCCCCACACAUUGACCGGCGCACUGUUGAGCUGCGACUGGCUGACAACUUUAUCACAGAAGUAGGUGGGAAUGACUUUGUCAACAUGACAGGCUUGGUUGAUUUGACUCUGUCAAGGAACACGAUCCACUUGAUUCGACCGAUGGCCUUUGGUGACUUGGAAAGUUUACGCUCCCUGCACUUAGAUGGUAAUCGCUUGACAACCGUAGGACCCAGGGACCUCACAGGAUUGGUUAAUCUGCAACAUUUGAUCAUCAACAACAACCAGCUGAUUAAAGUCUCUGUCCAGGCUUUUGAUGAUUUCCUGCUUACACUGGAAGACCUUGACAUGUCCUACAAUAACCUCAGGAGGGUACCAUGGGAGUCCAUCCAGAACAUGGCUAGUCUACAUACUUUGAACUUGGAUCAUAACCUGAUAGACCACAUAGCAGAAGGAGCCUUUGGAGAGCUGUAUAAGCUUGCAAGACUGGAUAUGACCUCCAACAGGCUGCGGACUCUGCCUCCUGAUCCCCUGUUUGCAAGGUCCCAGACUGGUGCAAUAAGUCCUACCCCCUACAAUGCUGUGAUAAGUCUAAAUUUUGGGGGGAACCCACUGCACUGCAACUGUGAGUUGUUAUGGCUACGGCGACUUAUCCGUGGAGACGACAUGGAGACAUGUGCCACACCUGCUCACCUUGCAGGAAGGUAUUUCUGGUCAAUUCCAGAGGAGGAAUUUACAUGUGAACCACCUCUCAUCACCCGUCACACCCACAAGCUGUGGGUCUUGGAAGGACAGCGGGCCACGCUAAAGUGCCGUGCCAUUGGGGAUCCUGAGCCUGUUAUACACUGGGUUUCACCGGAUGACCGCAUCAUUGCAAACUCAUCCCGGACCAGCUCCUUCAGUAAUGGCACCUUGGAUAUCUUAGUAACUGUUGCCCGCGAUGAUGGAGCAUAUACGUGUAUCUCAAUAAAUGCAGCAGGUGAAGCCACUGCUACUGUGGACCUAAAAAUAAUCCCCCUGCCUCACCGGGGAGGAGCGGGUGGAAACGCGGGGAAUAACAACGUAAAUACCAUGAACCACAGAAAUGUGACCAAUGGGAUUUUACGCACUGAUCCUGGCUCCUCAGAUAUCAGCACAGGGAAAAACGGAGGGAUUAACAAUGGUGCUGGACGUGGAGGAGAGGCGGAACAUGGAAGGCAAGGUGGAGGGGAUGAUGAAGAGGGUGACAGUGGCAGGGCCUCUGAUGGAGAGCGAACUGAUGGUAGAAGCAUGGAGGAUGAGGAAGAGGAGGAUGAGGGGGAAGGGAAGAUGGUUGGAGUACAAGGGGUUACGUCAACCUCAGCUCAGGUCCGAUGGGAUUUGGGACGUUUGUCUGCAACUUACGUUGUCUGGAUGUAUCAGAUACAGUACAACUGCACUGCAGAUGACACCCUCAUCUACAGAAUUCUCCCUUCAACCAGUGACCGCUUCCUGUUGAAAAACUUGGUUUCCGGGGUGGACUACAACCUGUGUGUGCUGGCCAUUUUUGAUGACACAAUAACGUCAUUAGCAGCGACAAAAGUUCUGGGCUGUACCACAUUCUCCACCAAGGACGUUUACCCAGCAUGCCGUUCUCUUCAAGCCCACUUUCUGGGUGGUACACUGACCAUCUUGGUCGGUGGCGUUGUUGUGGUCACCUUACUCGUGUUCACUGUGGUGCUUAUGGUUCGCCACCGUGUUUGCAAUCACGGCGACCACAUAAUAUGUCACAGCAGCAACGCUGAGGUGGGAGGUGGGGCCUGCUGUCAAGGUGGAGGUGUAGGGGGUGGGGACAAAGGGGGAAACAAUAGUGGGUGCUAUCAAUCAAAUGGUUCUGGGGACAUGAUGAUGGUGGUCCUGCCCAAUGGUCUCCCAUCCAAAAGAGGGGAAAAGGACAAGGAAAACAACACGGACAAAGACAAAGAAGCAGCUGAUUCUGCUUCCUCUAUGCCUCCAAAACUCCCUCCUAAGCCAAGGCCCAAGCCUAAAGUCAACCUGGAACAGUUCCUUUCAGCUGGGGGGGUUGUUUCAACAACAACGGGGACAGGAAGUGAGAUGGCAUUAGUGGUGAGGCAAAGGAAGCUGGAGAAAAUGCCAGCAUACACACCUGAAAGUGACAGAGUUCCCCUCUACUACUCCCCUUCCCCUUCAUCAACCCUUCCCCGACAGUCACGCUCCAGAGAUCGCCCGACACCUCGUCUGGAACGAGAACUGACUAAUCGCGCCAGUUUCUCUCUGGCUGCACCGCUGAGAGACUCAGAGCUGUUGGACUGGAGAAUAAUUCCCAGAGGCAGGGACAAAUGGAACUCCUCACAGGCUUAUCAGAGUCCUGUGCCCCACCUAAGUUCUGCCCGUGGAACUGUUAGCAAACGGCGGCACUCGCUUGACAUGGGUUCAUCUGUGGCCCUAGCGACAGAUGCCGCGGCAACUGUUGCCAAGCACUACGGCGCCGUAAGUUACGCCAAGCGGCUAAGCGUGAUAUGGACAAGGCGGAGCCAGUCACUUCAUGGAAUGCUGGUACAGUGCGCGUCAACGGCGAGCACGGCGUCUUCGACAACCAGUGAUGAGGCAGAAGUUGGCGGGGGCCUGGGAGCGCGCUGUGACUUCCAGCGGGGAUACAUCCAUGCUUACAACACCACCAACUCCAACUCCAACACUGGGGUCACUACUGGGAAAGCAGGUGGUCCAAAAGACAAAGGGAGGGAGAGAGGAAAGGAUGGAAGGAAUGCUGAGGAACUUGAGGAAAGUGUUGUGUAGGGGAAAGUGAAACAUUUUUUUUUUUGAAAUUCUAAGAGGGAUAAAAGGGUCUAUGAGUGAAGAAUAUGACUGGGAUCAUGAUUUAAGGAGGUUAAAGAGGUAAGACAGGGAAAUUAAGUGAUUGCAGGUGAGGGAUGGAUAAUUGUGAGCUCAAAAUUAUUAUUUCUCACUUGUGCAGCUCCGUGAUUUGCCUGGGGGGAAGUCAUGAAAAGUGUAGAGGACAAGGGAAAGUGUACCUGAAAGUGAGGUUGAGAUUUUUAAAGUGAUUCUUUAUGCUGACCUGGAGAGAGUUGGGAGGAGAAAUUAGUAGGCGAGAGAUGCAGGAGUGGGAAAAAUGUUAGUUUGUGACUGUUUAAAAAUGGGCUGAGCACAAGAUGAAUCAGUAAGACGCCUAAAAAAAAACGAUUGUUCACAAUUGAAACAAAAAAAGUGACACAAAAACAAAAAAUUUAUGGGCAGGGUGUGACAGUUGUGAGGCAAGACAAUAUGAAUGGUGAGAGAAAGGGGGAGAUAUAAUCAAAGAGGGGGAAAUCAAUAGAGCAACAGAAUGAAGGUUAUAUAGAGGAGAUAGAGAUGGCUCGCUCAGCAUGGCUUCACAGUAAAGCCUAUAAACUAAUAGAACCAGACUCCUGUUAACACCUAAACUCUCCCAGGCCCCAUUCCUCACUACACCACAAGGGUUUAUGGUAUGGUUGGAUCCAAACCUGGAAACAAAACAGCUAAUUGGAGAAUUACUCAUAUCUGACAAAAAAGCAACAAUGAUGAAGAUUUUGAUGACACGGCCGUGCUUUGCUAUCGUGUUUUUAACUCCCAACACUGAUUGCCAUUAAGAUACUUCUUUCCUAACCACAAUGAAUGUGACUUUUAUGUGUCCUCUGUGGCUGGACAAUGAUUUUGGCUCAACGUGCCUGUGGAUUAUGGGAGCAUAAAUACAGCGCCGGGUGAAUUGGACAUGAUCAAUCGUUAUGGGGUGCGAGGGGCUUGGACAUUAUUAAAAGAAAGAAAAUUGGGAUUACACUGGAGUCAAUAUGGAUUACAAAAUGGACGGCACAGUGGCGUACGGUGGAACAUGAGCAUUCUUGAAAGACAAGAUCAUAUUGUACAUUGGAUAAUAAUGGACCAAAAGAUGAGUGACGCUAAUGGAGGCAUAAAUGUGCAUGCACUGAUGGAUCAGGAUGUUGUAUGUGUGCAUUUUCUUGUGUGCACAUAUACUGUAUGUGAAUGUUUGUGAGGGGAAAUUCCAUCAGUGAGACUGCAUCCAUCUGGAGUGCUUUCUGGAUAUGCUGUAAAACAUAUACAUUUAAAAAUGUAGGAGAGGAGGUGAUCAAUACACCCAAAGUGAAAUCAAAGUGAAAAGACAUUUCCACCGAUACCAGAACAAAGCACACUGAGACAUGGUCAGACAGCAGGGACCAUUGACGGGGAUUUGAAUUAAUUUUCUGUGACUUCAAGCACCUUUGUGACUAAAGGAUUCACUUUAAAUUCAAACAGUGAAUGUUGUCAGAGAGGAACCACUGACAGUACACACUAUUGUAUUGGAAUGACUGAGCUACUGGAACAAGAAGAGACUCUCAAAAACAUCUAUCAAUGAGUAAAAAAAAAAUGAUCCUGAAAGUUCAUAUAUAUAGUAUAUAAAUAUAUAUAUAUAUAAAAUGAUGUUACAUGUCGCACUAUGUGUUUCUGUUUUCUGGGGAAUGAUGUUAGGAUCAAAUACAAACUAUGUGUGAUUUUUUGUUUGAAACAAAAAAUCUUCAUGAUUAGAACAGAAAAUCUUUAUCAUAACCAGGCAGAAAAAAAAUAAAGGUCAAACAGAUACUGAAGAAGCACACACACACACACCGCACAAAACAACAGACACACAAAAAUAGAUGCCUAUAAAACAGAGCCAAUUAUAAAUAAUUAUGACUUAAUGAUUAUUGUUGUUUUUUCUGUUUUCAUUUCAUUUUGCCAAAGUCAAUAUUGUUCUCUGGACUUGAUAUAAAUAAUAAAAAGGACACGUAUGAAACGCAGACUCAUAUACA